Molecule: messenger RNA, 1752 nt
Organism: Saprolegnia diclina VS20
Lineage: Eukaryota; Oomycota; Saprolegniomycetes; Saprolegniales; Saprolegniaceae
Exons: 13
Coding region: 1-1752 (583 amino acids)
Molecular function (GO): protein binding
Source: RefSeq, a predicted model, not a curated record
AUGGACACAGACAACGAGGCUGCGCACGUCCGUGUGUUCUACGACGCGUUGCGCGGCAGCAGCGACGGCCUCACCAUCACGCACUUUCUGCUCCCGCUGUACUUUUUACAGCAUGCAACAUUCACUUUGGUGGACGCCACAGCUGUCUUUGACCUCGUCAAAGGCAAGGCACGGACCGACAUCAUGUCACUGCGGGAGUAUGCGACCGCGCUCACCAAGAUCGCCAAGAUUCGCUACGUGACGAUGCCGCGAAGCCUCGCGCGACUUCUCACCGACAUGCAAAGUUGGCGCGACGUUGCCGCCGUCACGUCGUUUCAGCCCAGUGCACUCUUGUCCAACACUGUCUCGGGCUAUGACGAUCUUCGGCUGCAAAUGCUGUCGCCCGGCGCCGUCGAGAUGCUGCGCCUCUACAACCACACCAUCGCCAACGCCUACCACAUGUAUCGGCGCGUGUCGCCGACAGCCGACGCCAGUGUCGAGACCAUCUCGCUCGAGGGUGUCGUGGACUUCUUUGGUGGCUAUUUCGUUCACCCCGAGUAUGCGUCGACAGAGGACGUGCACGAGCUGGCCAAACAGUCGAGUGCGCUCUGGCACCGGUUUGUCGAGGUGAACGUAGUACCGUCGACGGUCGUUGCGACGCCCAACGCGAUGUCGUACCCGCAGUUUUUAGAGCUCUUGUGCCGUGUGAGUCAUAUUGUGCAUCUCAAGCUGCUCCGCGAAGAGCAUGGGCACAUUCGCCGGCACAUUCAAGUCGCAAGACUCGAGCACAGCCUCAAAAUCCUGCUCGACCACAUGCAGUUUGACCCGCACGUGGCCGUGAUCCCUUCGCUCCAGUCGCAGCGGCCAUCGUCCCCCAAGCUCGGGCGGCUCGAGACGCUCGUUCAAGACAUUCAAAAGUCCAUCGCGACCCUCUCCCAGCGCACUCUCGAGGUCCUGGACGCUCAAGUGGCGCAGGUUCGAAUCGAAGAGGACAACGUCUUGCGCGGGAAAGACCGACCCACGUACGCUCUGGACGUUGUCGUCAUCCACGAUGUGCUUGCCGUGCCCAAUUUUGACACGACUGUGCGGCGCAAGGUCGAGUGUGCGCUCGAGUACCAAAACAGCGGCCAGCUCCACAUGGCGUGGUCGAUGCUCCACGACGCCGAAAAUGAACUCACCGCUGCGAGCCGCUUUAACGUGAUGGAUUCCGAGGCCCAGCUCUACUUUGCCUUGUCCAAAGGCGCGCUGUUUGAUUCUGAGCGCCGCGACGUCGAAGCGCUACAGCAGUACAUGGAGGCACUCGGCGUCGUGGACAGCCUCCCGCCAUCGCACCCCGGCCGCGCUGUCGUCUGGAGCUGCCUCGGGUCGACGUGCUACUACGGCGGCGCGACGCUUGUCGCGUUGAAAUGCUUUGAUCGCGCCGUCACAUUGCGCGAAGAGACGCUGACCGAGACGCAUGUCGAUACAGCGACGUCGCUCAACAACUUGGCGUGUUGCUUUUACGCCCUCGGCAAUAUUGGGCAUGCUGCCGUGCACUUCCGCGCCGUCCUCCGCGUCUUUGAGAGCUGCCUCGAGCCGUACCACCCGCGCACGGCGGUCGUCCAGCGCAACUAUGACAUGGCGCGGCGACACCAAACACGGUUCCUCCAUGACGCGGGACAUGUUCACGCCCGCGACGACCUCAAGUACCUUAUUCCAGGCAGUACGUUCCAGAUUGGGUGUUUGGAGCGCGUCGAGGCGCCCAAGAAAGUCCCGAAAGUUCGCGCUGAUUAA